GCCUCACAUCCUUUGCCAUUACAAUGCUCCAGCUGCCUUCACAUUUCGUGCUACAAGAUCUCUGCGCCAUCUCUGGUCGAGCCUGCGAGCUCAAGGUCAGCCCUCUGCAGAGGGAGGCCGGCGCCCUCGCGACCAAAUGGUUUGACAGCAUCGGCGUUUACGAUGAGAUCAAGUUCACCAAGUUCACCAAGUUCGGCAAAUUCGACCUCUUCGCUGCGCUCAGCUUCCCCGAAGCCGACCUCAGACAUCUCGAGACUUGCCUCAUGUUCUUCUUCUGGGCGUUCUCGACCGACGAUCUCUCCGAUGAGGGCGCCCUUCAGAACAGACCCGACGAAGUCCAAGCCGGCCACGAUGUCUCCAACGCUGUGAUUGACCACCCCGAAGCUCCUCGGCCGGCGUACCCUUACGCUGCGAUGCUCUAUGAUCUCCUUGAACGGUUCCGUGAGACAGGAACAGAAGGGGCUUACGCUCGCUUUAUUCGGGCCUUUGAGGAUUGGAGCGAGUCGCAAGUACAGCAGUCUCAGAACCGGUCCGAAGACAGGAUGCCAUCGAUACACGAAUUCAUCCUUAUGCGUCGUGCUACCAUUGGUGGUGCCAUGGUGGAAGCUAUGAUCGAGUACUCGCUUGACAUCGACCUGCCCGACUUCAUCUUUGAGCACCCGACAAUCAUUGCCAUGUCAGAAGCUACUAAUGAUAUCAUGACCUGGCCUAACGAUCUCUGCUCCUUUAACAAAGAGCAAGCCGAUGGUGAUUACCAGAAUCUCGUGUUCAUCAUUAUGGAAGAGCGCGGAGUCGGCCUCCAAGAGGGGAUCGACAUCCUCACGGACAUGCUCUCGCAACGCGUGGAUGAUUACCUUGCCCUGAAAGCUUCGUUGCCCUCGUUCGGCCCGAAGGUCGACUACGAGCUCGCACGCUACCUCAAGGCGCUUGAGCACUUCACGCAGGGCACCGUCCUCUGGUACUACUUGAGCCCACGCUACUUCCGCACUGUCGACGUCUCGAACCGGCACAAUCUGGUGGUCCCUCUUUUUCCGCAGUCCUUUCAUUGAGAAAGAGCAUGAAGAAGCAAAGGAAUCGCCGUCAUCUCCAUCUGCCGCUACCUCGCCCUCGCCGUCACCACCACGAUCACGAUCACGCUCUCCAUCUCCAUCGAUACCACUGCGCUCCCCGCUACCUCUGCAUCGAUCGUCACUCCCCGGAAACAUACACGUCCUCCUCAACACGAAGUCCGUCACGCCUCACGACUAUCACCGUUCUGAAAUCGCUUUCGCACCUGUAGUACCUUUGCUUUCGUCAAUGGGUAUAUUUAUCGGAGCUAGUACUGUAAC
Coniophora puteana RWD-64-598 SS2 is the source of this 1328-nucleotide messenger RNA. RefSeq names its product terpenoid synthase. The record is from RefSeq and is a predicted model, not a curated record. NCBI's taxonomy places the organism in Eukaryota, Fungi, Basidiomycota, Agaricomycetes, Boletales, Coniophoraceae. The transcript is spliced from 9 exons. Bases 24 to 1049 code for a protein of 341 amino acids.